AUGCAUCGAUACAGAAAAGCCAAGAUCUAUAAGGGAUAUGUUUGUGUUUUUGUAUGCUCAGCUACCAAAGCAAUACAUCUUGAAGCUACUUCAGACCUUACUUCUGAGGCUUUUUUGGCCGCUUUUAAGCGUUUUGUUUCGCGUCGUGGCAGAUGUUCUUUUAUUUCUAGUGAUCAAGGUACUAAUUUCAAAGGUGCCAGCAACCAAAUGCUUCAAUUCGCCCAGGUUGCGGCUCAAGUUUUAUCCAUUACUUGGAAAUUUAAUCCACCCGGCAGUCCUCACUUUAAUGGCCUGGCCGAAGCCGGUGUAAAAUCUAUGAAAUCUCAUUUAUAUCGAACAAUCGGCUCUCAGAUUUUGACAUAUGAAGAAUUCUCCACUAUUCUAACCCAAAUUGAAGCAGUGCUGAAUUCUCGGCCAUUAUCGGUUAUAAGUGCCGAUCCCAAUGAUUUACAACCAUUAACUCCCGGUCACUUUCUGACCUUAGAACCUUUAACAAUUGGUUUUCCAGAAUCUGAUCUGACCUCUAUCCCUCUUAAUAGAUUGUCAAGAUGGCAACUAAUUCAACGUAUGCAUACUGAUUUUUGGAAACGUUGGUCUCAGGAGUAUGUACAUUUAAUGCAAGAACGGCAUAAAUGGACCGAACCUACUCCUGAAAUAAAAUUGAAUUCAUUAGUUCUGAUCAAACAUGAAACAAAAUCUCCGUUAUCUUGGAAAUUGGGUAGAGUCAUAAAGCUUCAUCCCGGAAAAGACAAUAUUGUUCGUGUAGUUACACUUAAAACUGCACAUGGGAUAUUACAAAGACCAGUUGUCAAAAUUUGCCCUUUACCUGGCAACUAA
Messenger RNA from Sitophilus oryzae (rice weevil), 837 nucleotides. RefSeq lists its product as uncharacterized. NCBI's taxonomy places the organism in Eukaryota, Metazoa, Arthropoda, Insecta, Coleoptera, Curculionidae. Gene Ontology annotation, molecular function: nucleic acid binding. Gene Ontology annotation, biological process: DNA integration. The record is from RefSeq and is a predicted model, not a curated record. The transcript has a single exon. Bases 1 to 837 code for a protein of 278 amino acids.